This is a messenger RNA of Microtus ochrogaster (prairie vole), 1064 nucleotides long. RefSeq names its product Rac family small GTPase 3 (gene Rac3). Gene Ontology annotation, molecular function: GTPase activity; GTP binding. The record is from RefSeq and is a predicted model, not a curated record. The transcript has 6 exons. The coding region runs from base 111 to 713 and encodes 200 amino acids. NCBI's taxonomy places the organism in Eukaryota, Metazoa, Chordata, Mammalia, Rodentia, Cricetidae. Gene Ontology annotation, biological process: small GTPase-mediated signal transduction.
GGCUGUCUCCGGCCGCUCGCUCGGCGUUCGGGUCCGCGGCCGCUGCGGCGCCGGGCAUUUCUCCGCAGCUCGGCUCGCGGCCGCGCCCGCCGCCGCCCGGCCCCGCGCCCAUGCAGGCCAUCAAGUGUGUGGUGGUCGGCGAUGGUGCCGUGGGGAAGACUUGCUUGCUGAUCAGCUACACGACCAACGCCUUCCCGGGAGAGUAUAUCCCCACAGUUUUCGACAACUACUCAGCCAACGUGAUGGUGGAUGGGAAGCCGGUCAACCUGGGUCUGUGGGACACCGCUGGCCAGGAAGACUACGAUAGGCUUCGGCCACUCUCCUACCCUCAAACCUUCUGUCUGUCCCUCCCUCUGAAGGAUGUCUUUCUGAUCUGCUUCUCCCUGGUGAGCCCGGCCUCCUUUGAGAACGUCCGUGCCAAGUGGUACCCAGAGGUGCGGCACCACUGCCCCCACACACCCAUCCUUCUGGUGGGUACCAAGCUGGACCUGCGUGAUGACAAGGACACCAUUGAACGGCUACGGGACAAGAAGCUGGCGCCCAUCACCUACCCACAAGGCCUGGCCAUGGCCCGAGAGAUUGGUUCUGUCAAAUACCUGGAGUGCUCAGCCCUGACCCAGAGAGGUCUGAAGACAGUGUUUGAUGAGGCUAUCCGGGCAGUACUCUGCCCGCCUCCCGUGAAAAAGACAGGCAAGAAGUGCACUGUCUUCUAGAACCCUGUCUGGCUGGCUUGGCUGAGGAACCCUCGGGUUGAGCUGUCCGGUGUCCCUAAGUCUGCUGUGGGAAGUGGUGUGGGUGGGGAGGGGGAGCAUGGGGACAAGGCUGGGGUGAUGGGGUCCUGUCCCCUGUGCCUCCUUUUUCUGGGAUAUAGCACCAGUCUUCCCUGGUUCCUUUGGGAGGCCAGGAGGGAGCAGGGUCUCCCUCAGGGCUGCAGGGGUGGGUCCAGGGGAGCCCCAGGAUGGGCUUCCCUGGAGGGGAGGGUGGGGGUGGGUUUUGUUCAUCACGUCCCAGGAAAGGGCGGCCCCUUCUUAUUUUAUACAAUAAACAUUCACCACCUCCUCUGU